AUGCGCCAACAACCAGACAACGUCAACUCCUCCUCCCACUCUCGCCCCUGCCGCAAAUCCCGUGACGACGGCUACCCCGUCACCGCCGAUCACACUGUCGUUGCCAGUCGCCAUCAGUCGCCGGCAUCACCCGCCCUGUCCCAACCCCUGCUUCCACCACAACGACCAGCACCGCUAACACCACGCAGUCUCCCCACUGGUGGGACGACGCCUGACGUCCCACCACCUGCUACUAUCACCAUCAGCAUACCUGCAUUUAACAAUGUGGACUCUGUCCAUAUUUGUACUCAUUGCGGUCGCACAUUUAUAUCACACAUCGGCCUGGUCGAUCACUUGCGAGUCCAUCGCACAGAGACUGGCGAACCAGUGCCUGGUGCAGCAACCUACACUCGUCGCAUCCGCCUCAACUGCCCUCACACAUUCAGACACCCCAUGGGCCUACUGGGUCACAUGCACAUUCAUGAAAACCUGCGGCAGACAACCGCCGGUUACACUACACUAUCACACUUUUCCCCACCAGCACUCGCACCACACCACCACACAAAUCGCAACGCCAUGCACUCAGAUGCCACCUCGCCGCAUGCGUGA
Molecule: messenger RNA, 588 nt
Organism: Spirometra erinaceieuropaei
Lineage: Eukaryota; Metazoa; Platyhelminthes; Cestoda; Diphyllobothriidea; Diphyllobothriidae
Source: the annotation of a GenBank genome assembly